Messenger RNA from Pelmatolapia mariae (spotted tilapia), 5672 nucleotides. RefSeq names its product phospholipid phosphatase related 2a (gene plppr2a). The transcript is spliced from 8 exons. The record is from RefSeq and is a predicted model, not a curated record. Bases 486 to 1496 code for a protein of 336 amino acids. Lineage: Eukaryota; Metazoa; Chordata; Actinopteri; Cichliformes; Cichlidae. Gene Ontology annotation, cellular component: plasma membrane. Gene Ontology annotation, biological process: signal transduction; phospholipid dephosphorylation; phospholipid metabolic process. Gene Ontology annotation, molecular function: phosphatidate phosphatase activity.
CUCUUACUCCCUCGAACACAUGUGCUUGCACUCUCUCUCUCUCCUCUGUGUCUCCUCAUCGGAUCAGCGGAGCACAGGAGGUGAUUGCAGCCACUUGAUUUAUUAGUCAUCGCUGGUUGUUGGAACAAGCUAAUUAAAAGGAGCGUGAGCGUGUGUUUGUGUGUGUGUGUGUGCGUGUGUAUUUGUGUGUAAGAUCUGGAGACCGACGCUGCUGCUGCUGCUUCUUCUGCUGCUGUUGCUGCCGUCCCCUUCAUCAGCUCUCUCACGCUUUGCUGUGGAGCAGGCGAGAGGAGAGGAGAGAGAAGAGGAAGAAGAGGAAGAGAAGGAGGAGAAAGAGAGAAGGGACAGACACCUGGGUGGAAGGACAUUUUCACACCACUUCCCCUCAUCAUCUCUUCUGACAUGGCCACCGCUUAGGAAUCUGGUGCCGUGGCAACCAUCAGAUCCAAGGAUAAGGAGGCAGAAAGUUGGGCCUGUUCAGGGGGAUGUUCAAAGAAACAAAGAGAGGGAUGGCCGUGGAGGAGAAGCCGGGCGUGAAGAGCAGCAGCUCCAUCGUUCCCUGCUUCCUGUUUGUGGAGCUGGUGAUCAUGGCUGGGACGGUGCUGCUGGCUUACUACUUUGAGUACACGGACACCUUCCCCGUGCACAUCCAGGGCUUCUUCUGUUACGACAAGACCUUCUCUAAGCCCUACCCUGGUCCGGAUGAUACCAGCAAGAUCCCUCCGGUGCUCAUCUACUCGCUCGUCACAGCCAUCCCUACCCUCACGAUUCUUGUUGGAGAGCUGUGCGCCUUCUUCACCAAGGCAGAGGGAACCCAGGAGAAGACCAUUGUGACUGCAGACUGCUGCUACUUCAACCCCUUACUGAGACGCAUAAUACGCUUCUUGGGUGUUUAUGCCUUUGGUCUAUUCACCACGACCAUUUUCGCCAAUGCCGGCCAGGUGGUGACAGGAAACCAGACGCCUCACUUCCUGUCUGCCUGCCGACCAAACUACACAGCAUUAGGCUGCCAGUCCACGAUGCAGUACAUCACAGAGCGCCGGGCCUGCACAGGCAACCCACUGAUUGUCAUGUCUGCACGUAAAUCCUUCCCAUCUAAGGAUGCAGCACUCAGCGUCUACUCAGCAGUGUACACAGUGAUGUACGUGACACUGGUGUUCAAAACCAAAGGCACGCGGCUCACCAAGCCCACUAUCAGCCUCACGCUGCUUUGUCUCGCCAUGCUAGUCGGUGUGGUCAGAGUGGCUGAGUACCGCAACCACUGGGCUGAUGUCCUGGCGGGAUUCUUCACUGGGGGAGCCAUCGCUGUGUUUUUGGUGACUUGUGUGAUUAACAGCUUCCAGCAGCUGCAGCCCGGUCUUCCUCCACCGCGACCCCAACGUCCCGAGUCAAUGCUGGGCAUGCCGAUGGUGACACUGCCCUCCGUGGAGAGUCCACUCGAAAAGUUAAGUGGCCCUCAGACUCCGCGGGGAUCUCCGUUCACCGAGAUCACAUGACCAUCAGCCCUAUCGGUUCCCCGCCACCCCCGAUGUCCUCAUACCGUCUCGCUCCAUUUCCAGCGAAGUCUAGACCAGUCGGAGCAGCACUCGCCGCAAUGCGCCGCCCAUCCGGCUGGGCGGUACGCAACGUUGCACCGCUCCUAUUCCACGCAGGUCUAGACCCCCCCACCCCUCCUAAUACAUGAUACACAGCACACACAUCCCCCGUUGCCCUCUCAACCCCCGGGGAACCGAUAGGCAAACUCUUCAAAGACUUUCUCUUUGUUGGAAUACAAGUAAAGUAAAGCUCUGAACAAUAAGUACAGAGUCAGGUACAUCUUAUUUUUCUUUCCUUUUUUUCAUGUUGAAAAAUGUAACUAAUUUUUUUAUAUGUAUAUAAACUCAAUCACACGAAGCUCACUUUCAUCAGCGGUGGUUUGCUCUGUUACGAAAACGAAAUCAAACGGUGACCACUGAGAAUGUCCGCCGCUUCUUUUUCUCCAACCGUACGAGCGCACACCUGUUUGAGGAAAGAACCCGAAAGGUGAUGGUGAGCUCUCAGGACGCGGCUUUGACGUGCGCCGUGUUGGACCAAAGAAACCCACCUGAGGAAAUGUGUGCUGCUGAGAAUUACCCGUACAAAACAUCCUUUUAGCAAGCCAUAUGAACACACAAACAAACACACUUGCUCUCCUUAUUUCAUCCCAUGCACGUGCACAUAGACACAAGCACCCGCACACAGACACACGCAUAAGCACCCACCAGGGUUGAGUAGCAGUGCCCUAGUCAGCUUCGCAUGAGGUUUCCCAGGGUCAAAGGAUCCGUUUCUUAUCCUUCAGCAGAAGCACCAGACAAAAGCAAACAGGAUGAAGGUACAGACAUCUUCACUUGGCUAUCAACUUUGUGUUUUCCUUCGCUCUCAGAUGGUUGCAAUUUUGCCAAAACCUAAUGUGAAACAGAAACACACAUUGGAUGAGACAAAUCCAAGCUCCCGAAUGCAGGUGGCACAACAGUGAGCCAAAUUAAGUGCAUCACAUUCAGGAGCAAAUAUUUGUUUUUUGCUUGGGUUUUUUUGUAUUCUUUUGCGAAAAGGAGCCUUCAUACAGGAAACUUCUCUGUGAUGCCAACUGACUUUAAAAAAAUGUCUCUUUCAUUUAACUGUGGGACAGCAUCGCUCAUCCUGAAGUGGCGUCUCCUUUGCUGCGGACUGGCUGCGUCGUGUAAUUACUGUGAUUUAUUUCUGAGAUUUUAUUGAUAUAUUGAUUUACUGACGUUUGUGUAUAUACGGCGUGGUUGCCAUAAGCGCUCCGUGUGGCGUGACAGUUUUGCUGAUUUUGAUUUGCACACUCCCUCACGAUCCACUUUUGUCUUUUGUUCUCUUCAUUUGCCUUUGUUCGUUUUUCCUUUCUUUACAAAUGCAUUUUGUUUUUUACAUUCUCCAUUUAUCUCUCUUCUCUGUGGCGUCUGUAUCUAGGCUAAUAUGCCAUCACUGUGCUGUGAAAUGUUUCCCUCUGCUGGACAAACACACACACACACACACACACACACACACAAAGCACAGAAGACCUCGUUUUACAGAGCACAUGUAAAUCAAUUCUAACAUAUUUGAAAGCAUACACAUGCACAAGCACACUUAUACCCCCUACUUGUUACUGUACUUUCCUUCUCCCCUUCCCCACUUUCCAACACCGAACCUGUAAGAUAUUGUACAUAGCACUUUUUUCUAUUGAGAGUGUGAUUUUUACACGAGCAUCACCAACACUCUGUGUGGCGAUUGAAGGAAAAUCUUGUUUUUGUUACAAUGAUGGAGAAUUCGUGUAGACGUGCUGAACCACUCUGACCCAUCAGUUGGAAAGCACUCAGAUGACUCACUUUUUGUUUCAAUUUGCUGCGUCUGCCUGUUGGACUGAAUAAAGCUGGAUUGGAAAAGUCAUUACUCUGACAUCAGACACUAUGUGAUCCUGACCUUCUUAGUUUUAUGAGGCCAUUUUCACUUUCCUUUUUUCAUGCUUUGAUCAUCCAUCCAUCCAUCCAUCCAUCCUCUACUUUUCAGUUGUGAUGGGGCAAGAGUGAGGUUACAUCACGGACAGGUCAACAGUUUAUAGUGGGGCAAUAAAUUUAAAGCAUAGAUAUCUAAACACCCUAAGAGAUCUAUUUUUCCUUUUUUAAGGCAAUAGGUCAAGCUGUGAACACACAUUUCACAAAUUAUUGCAUUGUAGUUAGCAUUAAUACUUUAUCUAACAGCUUUCACAUCCAACUUAACAGAUUAAGAGCUUUAAUUUGAUGAAUAGUGUAAUAUUAAUGAUGAAUGGGCAUAUUUUCUAUUUUAGUUGUUCUACUAUGUUCUACUAUGAUCACCAGCCAGCUGCUAACUUUGUCUGUCUGCUGUCUACUUGGACCAGUUUUACAGUUACCAGAGGUUUCCCCACUGAAGGGAGCUUCCUGCUCUUAAGUCUUAAUUAUCUAGCAUAAAGUGAGACUCAUUCAUGAUACCAGCAGAUCAGCUGAUCCUCAUGCUAUUCCACAUUAGCUGAUCCGACUUAUGCUAUUUGAGUUGGUGUAGCCUGUCUGCAGUUAAUGCACUUCUGCAAGCUGCUUUGCAACCCACCUUGAUCACUACCCCUUCUCGAAUGCUCUAUCUGACUUCAUCAAUGUCAUGUCUAUUGUGUAAUAAAGCAGCAAGGUCCCAGAAAAGAAUAAUUGUUGCAGAUGGAAAUGAGAAGCUUCAUAGGGGCAGGGAUAGCUCAGUAGGUAGAGGUGUGGCCCCAUGAUCUGAAGGUCGAGGGUUCGAAUCCACUGAACGGCUACCCUGAGGUACCCCUGAGCAAGGUACCGUCCCUACACACUGCUCCCUGGGCGCCCAAUGGCUGCCCACUGCUUCACUGAGUGAGUGGGUUAAAUGCAGAGAGGAUUUUCCCCACAGGGAUCAAUAAAGUAUACAUUAUUAUUAUCUGACUAUAGCAAUGUUUUGAAGUCAUGUAAAGCUGCAGGUCACAAAACCAGAAUAAAAACCUAUAACAUGCUUAAAAGGCUUCAUAUCGCUGAGAAGCAGAGCUGGGUGAUAAUUCUCCAGGCAUGUAUCGCUUUUGGUUCCCCAUUCAUGUGGAUGUAAGUUAAAGAUGGCCCAAUUUUCUGAUGAUAGGCCUGUGUUGUAAACAUGUGCCUCUCUGGCUAAUCAUUAGCAUUAUAACAUUAGUGAUAAUACGUCAUCAGACCUCGUGACAGCAACUAAAUCCUCCAUCAGCCUACAUAUCUUUAAGUUUUUUGUUAACAUUCCUUACGAACGCUCCACUCACACUCUAUGUGGCUGUCAUAGGUAUCAUUUUGGAAAUUAAAACAAAAAGAACAUAACUUCUCUUCAUGUUAUUUUUUUUUAAUUGUGCUCAGCUAAAUAAAAAUGACCAUCUUUUGGAGAUCCAAAUCUAGCACUCAGUAGAUUUUAUUUUUCAUUAUAGCUUCUACUUAACCAAAAGCAUGUGUUUGACCAUUGAGAAUAUGUGCUAAACUAACCUUAUAUAGUUCCCUGAUGGAUGCUAAGCUUCAUUAUCAUCAGCAUCUUGUACUUGUGAGAGGUUUGAUUUCACUGAAAAAAUAAAUAAAUAAAUAAUCAAAACUGUGACAUUUUGAUGGCUCAGAGAGCCAGGGCUACUUAUACCACAUACUGUACCUGCAACUUUGUGAAGCUGAGUCAGACAUGUGACCUUUGCUGCAUGAUGGCCCCUUUGUUUCAUGUGUUUCCUCAUUUCUUUCCAGUCUUCAAUGUCCCAGUGAAGCAGAAAUGCCUUAAGAUAAUCUUGAUGACGAAAUGUAACGAAAGUGUUUUCUAAGCAGUGACUGGCUGUAAUUUCAUUUGCAAGUGCGAGUUUGUCAUUUGUCCAAAUUCUCUGUGAAUCCUCUGUGAUCCCAAAUGCACAAAUGAGACACAAACAAACAUGAAAGGUAAACACGCCCGCCACGAAGACUCGGAUUCUCCACCGGCUCGACUGUCGUCGCCGCAGCUUUACUUUCCUGUAAAGUCUUCGGUAACACAUGUUUAAAAAUCAAACAACAAACACGCUGCAGUUGACUGACAUGUGAAUAAAAAGCACCAGUUCUCCUUCAGAUCUGCUACUCAGAGGCAGGACCGUGUUUCCUUUGAUCCUGAUGCAGCAAACCUUCUGUUUUUGUAAAGAUUUGUGUGAUGAGAACAAUAAA